AUGUCGCGCACACUAUCACAUGUAGAGGGUAUAAAAUGGAACAUUGCCGCUUCUCAAAUAUUUCCUACCUCAACUUGCAUUAUCUACCCUGAGGAAAACUUCAAGGGCAAAAGCUUGGGAAUCCGAUCGUCCAAUUGCAUUAGGCUCAGAAAACCCUUGACUAAUAAUAUCCACUCCAUAAAAGUCACCCUCUUUCAGGAGUACACGCUUUACUACGAGCCUGGAUGCCAGGGGGCGAAGAAGUUGGCUCUAUACAAUGAUGUGGAGGACCUGGAAGAUCCAUUAGUCAAGGCGGCAGCCAAAUACUCGCCAAGCAAGUCAACGGUCAAGAAACGCAAAGAGGGUCAAGCAAGUUCUACAGGAGGGACAUGGAGUCAGGAGAAACAGGAACGUCCUCAAGUUCAAAACCAAUCUCAACACAACAAUCGCCUCACGGCCCAGAACUUACUGGGUAAAGACAAAAAGAACGAACCGUACAAUGCAUACCCCAACGACGUCGUGGCUGAUAGGGAAGCUGGCCGGAAUGAUACUGGGGGUUGGACGGACAGCUCAAGCCCAUCUUAUUUUCCACGUUCUCGAUCCUUGUCCCCAUCGCAGUCGUCAGAUUCUUCAGUUUCCCCCUCUGAUCCAACUGCAAUUCCCACAACCUCCUUGUCCGCUGGGUCAGACAAACAUGCCUCGAGUAGGGAUCUCAGCGCUAAAAGGGCGAUUGUAACUAGAAAUGAUGCCGCAAAUAGACCUCUGACUUCGGACAUACCUACUGGAGGAGAGAGGGAGCACCAAGUUGAAGUUACUUCAAAGUUCCAGCAAGUGUUGCAAGAGAAGGUCGAGGAAUGCGAAAAGAGAUUACAGGACAAGAUUGAAGCAUGCGAGAAGGAAUUUCACGAGAAGUUCCAAGUAUCGAAGACAGAGCUACAGGAAAAGGUCAAAGAACACGAGGUGGAGUUAGAGCGAAAGGAAGAUACAUACAAGGAAGAGCUACGGCAGAUGAAGGAAGAGUGUAAGACUGCUUGGGAGUUUCAUCUGGAUGCGUUGUACCGAAACAGCGACAUGGAUCAAAGAUUAGAGGAUGCUGGAAAAAUGGUCCGCGAAAGGGAUGCAAAGAUCCGUGAGCUUGGGGCGGAAUCGGCAUCAAAGUCGAAAUUGGUUGAGUCUCUUGAAGCUCAGAAGAAGGAAAGCGACCUCUCAUUGAGCAAGAUGCAAGACCAAUUUACAGAGAUUAAGUCUCUUCAAUCUCAGCUGGAGGAGAAAGACCACAUAGUAGACGGGCUGAACUCCCAGUUAAAGAUCGAGUCGACAGAGAAUGAGUCUCUUCAAUCUCAACUGGAAGAGAAAGACCGCAAAAUGGACAGCCUGAAAACCUAA
This is a messenger RNA of Pochonia chlamydosporia 170, 1365 nucleotides long. Its product is annotated as beta/Gamma crystallin domain-containing protein. NCBI's taxonomy places the organism in Eukaryota, Fungi, Ascomycota, Sordariomycetes, Hypocreales, Clavicipitaceae. Bases 1 to 1365 code for a protein of 454 amino acids. The record is from RefSeq and is a predicted model, not a curated record. The transcript has 5 exons.